Molecule: messenger RNA, 3000 nt
Organism: Folsomia candida
Lineage: Eukaryota; Metazoa; Arthropoda; Collembola; Entomobryomorpha; Isotomidae
Product: zinc finger protein 184
Exons: 6
Coding region: 496-2127 (543 amino acids)
Biological process (GO): regulation of transcription by RNA polymerase II
Cellular component (GO): nucleus
Molecular function (GO): DNA-binding transcription factor activity, RNA polymerase II-specific; sequence-specific DNA binding
Source: RefSeq, a predicted model, not a curated record
CUUGGCCAUUCUACAGGCCGUGUUAGAGUACACUCCUGCAUCUUAUUUCUCCACUGUCCCUCAUGAAAUAUCUCCUCUCCUUAGGGCGGAUUUGUCCUCUGACUCUCUUUAGAGAGUCGCCGAUUCAUCUAACUAGGAGAUUGAGUAUUGUUUUUCAUGGAACGGCAUCACCCCUCCGCAAUUUGCAUUUCAUGAACAAAGACGAGCGAGCAUGAAACUCAUGACUUUUUUAUCAUCAUCAGCUGAGAAACCGCGAUGCAAAAGUGUUGAAAUAUUCUCUCGCAAAAUAAAUCAACAGAAAAAUAUAUAUAUUUUCUGAAAUUCUAAAUUUUUUUGUAUUAUUUAUCACAAAAAUUCAAUUGAGGAUUUAAUUAUUAGCAAAGCACAAUUACCGUGAAUUUAAGGAUCAAUCUACGUAUGUAAAAGUUUAGCUAACUUUAUAAGCAAUUCGCAAAAUGUAAAUACAAAAUAUGAAAUAUGUAAAACCCAGUAAACAUGUCAAUUUCGCGACGAGUUUGUUUAUUUUGUCGUAAAAAUAGCUGUCAAUUUAUUGACGAGUGCAAUUGUUCGUCACGUUAUGCUCCAUUGUUUCUAACUUAUCUCAAAACAAUUAAUGUCAAUUGUUGUGCGGAUAAUAAUUUUCCCCGUGAAGAAUUUCAUCCUUGUACCGAAUGUGGUUCUCUACUUGGAAUGAUUACCGAACUUGUGCAAAAAUUGGGACAAGAAUUGCAAAAAAUUUACAAUGUGACGUUCGAAAAUUUAAAUGAGGACGUGGGACUUAGGAUUAGCGAGGAGAGGAAUGAACGCCUGGAUAACUUAAGAAGACAAAUUGUCGCAGAUAAAAUGGAAAUUAAAGGUUUCGUGGCGGUCAGACUUAAGGAAGAAGAAGAUGACCCUGACCUCAAUCCCCCGUCUUACCUUAAUGCCCCCUUUGACAUUAUCACCGCUGAGGACGAGGUCACCGUUAAAAUGGAAAUUGAAGAAGGCGAAGUCAAAGUUGAAAUUGGGGACGAAUUUAUUUUGCCACAUUUCGGUCAAGAUUCGCUCGACGACCGUCUCAUCGAGAGGAAUUAUCUUGUGGGGGAGGACGAAGUCGAUCCCUUGGGACUCCGUCCCCCCAAACGGUUCCGAUUGUCAUCUGAAGAAGAACACCCACCAUUUGGUGACAUCUCAACAACUGAAUUAAAGCCAGUUAACGAGGACUCGUCGCCAAAUGAAAUCGGACCGAAAAACGAGCCCCCCUUGGGGAACGAAACGCUCUAUCCCGUGAACGUGACAUCCGAGUUGAAAUGUGACUAUUGUAGCGUUACAACAGGUUCUUUGGCCUUUAUGACGCGUCAUUUACACAGUGAACAUUUAGGGCUUAUCUUCCCAUGCCACCAACCCGGCUGCACUGCCCGGUUUGCGAAUCGUGACCUCUUACGCUUACACAGAUCGGGGAACCAUUGUCUUAUAAAGUGUGACAAUUGCGAGCUCACUUUCACCUCGGCCGAAUCCCUGACCCAGCACAAAUUAGAGUUUCACCAAAAAUGUGGAAUCUGUGGGUUGGCAUUUCUCCGAUCCAAUUUCCCUUACCACGUCGGGAAAUGCCGAGAAGCUAACGAAAAAAGUGCUCAGAAAGCCGGAAGCAUGGACCAGGAGUUGGCUCGCGUCACGAAGCACAUCCCUCCGACAGGAGCGGUCACGUCUGACUGCGCGGAAGCCAGAGUACAGAAUCGUCGCAAUCAUGAAGGUCGCCUCCUCUUCCAAUGCCAACAUUCAGGUUGCACUGCCCGGUUUGAGUCUCAUGACCUUUUACGCUCUCAUAUCGCGGCGGGGAACCAUCGAAAGUGCCCCCAGUGCUGCAUCGCUUUCACCUCGGCCGAAUUCCUGGACCAGCACAAAGUUAAAUUUCACAAGACUUGCGGCAUUUGUGGGGGCGACUUUCCAAAAUCCAAGUUUCCUCACCACGUCCACAAAUGCAUGGAAAUUAACGUCAAGAAAGCUGGAUCCGGGGACCUCGAGUCGGCCACGAAACACGUCUCUAACAAGGGCGUCGUCACGUAUGACUGUACCCGAUGCAAUGUCAGGAAGCUGCCGGAGUGGGAUUUUUUGCUACAUAUUGGUUUCCAACAUGAGGAAACCUAGCGCUUUAAGUGUCCAAAUGUCACGUGCGAAAGGGUCUUCUCGUCCAAAAUGGCGCUGAGCGUUCAUUGCCUGGAGAUGCAUACCAUCCCCGGCGGGAAACUUUGCGAACGAUGCGUGAUCAUCUUCCCUUCCCAGGAGGCACUAGAUUACCACGUGCGGCAAGGGCACAAGCCUGUCGGACACGUGACUUCGAAUUGCAGUGAAAUUGGAAAUUGGACUACGGAAAAAAUUGGAUGAAAAUGAUACAAAUUUAGAGCCUCUUCCGAUUCACAAGUGUAAAUUCUGUGGUAAAAAUUUGUUGGGAACUUCGUACGUGGUUUCCGAACACACGAAAUCAGGUGUCGACCUGAGGUGGAAUCGUGGGGGAAAUAAAUUAAUGAGGGGUGUUCAGCAGAUAAAUAAUUUUACAGGGAGUGACGACGCCUUUGAUAAUAUGUGUAUUUUCAUAAAUAUUUUUGAAGAAGAGUUAUGUAUAAAGGUUUUUUGCCAUGAAAAUUUUGCUGUUGCUCGGAUCAUUUUAAACUUUUGCCCUGGAGAUGUGAAAUUUUGCAUGUACAUAGACUUAAGGCGAAAUUAGAAAUAUGUAGGCUUAAAAAAUCUAACUCAACCUCAAUUGGAACCCUUUAACAGACCGUUGUUAUCAGCUUAAUCCGUAAUAUUUAUAAUUGAAGGGGUCUUAUUUAUUAUGAGUGAGGUAAUGUAUUCGCAGAGUUUUAGAACUAUGUACGUAUGCAUAAUUAAAAGGUUAGUUCCUACGCAUUAUAUGUCUCGAUAUCAUGUAGCAGCACUUCGUACUAAGUUUGAGUAUUCAUUAAAUUAAAAUAUCUUAAUUUCAUGAAAAUAAUAAAACCACACGCUCAUAAUUUGCACAUA